AUGGCUAUUGAUGAAAACACAACGGAUUCCACAAAUCCGGCUUUGGAUUUGACAAAUCCGCUUUACAUGCAUCCAUCUGAAAGCGCUGGUUCUAUGCUUGUACCGGGACUUUUUGACGGAUCAGGCUAUACAUCAUGGAGAAGAGGAGUUCUGAGAGCUCUCUCAGUGAAGAAUAAGGUAGGAUUCAUAAACGGGAAGUGUAGAAAGCCAGAUCCUCAGGAUCCUAGCUAUGAUCAGUGGGAACGCUACGAUGACAUGAUCACAUCGUGGAUACUAAAUUCUAUCUCAAAGGACUUGGCGGGUAGUCUACAAUAUGUUAAUGAUGCUCAAGAACUUUGGAAAGAACUUGAAGACAUAUAUGAUCAAACAAACGGGGCAAAAUUGUAUCAGUUGCAGAGGGAGAUAAAUGAUUUGAGUCAAGGAACCCUAGACAUCAAUGGGUACUAUACUAAAAUGAAGAAACUUUGGGAAGAACUAAUCACAUUGAAUGCACACGCCCAGUGCAAAUGCAAUUGCACAUGUGAUGGUAAGGGGAAUAUGCAGAAAGCUGAGCAAGAUAGAAGGCCGAUUCAGUUUUUAAUGUGA
Messenger RNA from Nicotiana attenuata, 585 nucleotides. RefSeq lists its product as uncharacterized. Bases 1 to 585 code for a protein of 194 amino acids. Lineage: Eukaryota; Viridiplantae; Streptophyta; Magnoliopsida; Solanales; Solanaceae. The transcript has a single exon. The record is from RefSeq and is a predicted model, not a curated record.